This is a messenger RNA of Sorex araneus (European shrew), 1207 nucleotides long. It is a transcript of the gene SETD9, whose product is annotated as SET domain containing 9. Gene Ontology annotation, molecular function: protein binding. The record is from RefSeq and is a predicted model, not a curated record. The transcript has 6 exons. NCBI's taxonomy places the organism in Eukaryota, Metazoa, Chordata, Mammalia, Eulipotyphla, Soricidae. Bases 69 to 968 code for a protein of 299 amino acids.
UCCACGCCGGGCCCCACGCCGGGCCCCGCCGCUCGUCCGCGUACCCCUGCGGACCGCGCUGGUCAGCUAUGCCGGGUCGCCUGCUGCGGGACCUGCGGCAGCGGUGGCGCCGUUACAAGUACCGCUUCGUACCGUGGAUUGCGCUGAACCUCAGCCACAAUCCGAGGACCCUCCGAUACGUUCCAGAGGAUUCCAAAGACAAAGUUAUCUCAGAUGAAGAUGUCCUAGGAACAUUACUGACAGUUUUCCAGGCUCUGUUUAUUAAUGAUUUCAAUAAGCAAUCAGAUAUUUUGAGUCUUCUUCCAGAAUCAGUUAAAUCAAAAUACCAAGACUUACUGUCAGUUCAGCAGCCAAAGGUGAAACUGCUUGAAUACAGACAUCAACAGCCAAACACCUUUAAACCAGAAGAAAUUCUUUAUAAGACAUUGGGUUUCAGUGUUGCACUAGCAACUAGCUCGUUGAUUUCUGCUGGAAAAGGUGUCUUCGUUACUAAAGGAUUGAUACCAAAAGGAGCAGUUGUUUCUAUGUACCCUGGUACAGUGUAUCAGAAGUAUGAGCCAAUAUUUUUCCAGUCCAUUGGAAAUCCAUUUAUUUUCAGAUGCUUAGAUGGUGUACUCAUUGAUGGAAAUGACAAAGGAAUAUCAAAAGUUGUGUACAGAUCUUGCAAUGGGAGAGAUCAACUUGGCCCUUUUAAAAUGAGUGAUAGUACAUGGCUAACAUCAGAAAUUCAUAAUCCCUUGGCUUUAGGACAGUAUGUCAACAAUUGUUCAAAUGACAGAGCAGCUAAUGUCUGUUAUCAGGAAUUUGACGUGCCUGCAGUUUUUCCUCUAGAACUAAAGCAGUAUCUUCCAAACAUUGCCUACAGCUCUGACAAACAAAGCCUACUUCGAUGUGUUGUUCUUGUUGCACUCAGGGAUAUCAAACAAGGAGAAGAGCUUUUUUCAAAUUACUAUACAAUUGUCACCUAAUUUUGAAUUGGAAAGUUAGUACUCAGUUCCGAAAUUAAUUCUGAAUAUUUUUUUGUUAAUCAUUUCUCCAAUUUCCACCAUAGACCAAUAUUUGGGAACGUAAUUGAAGUGGAAAUUAUUUUGUUUUUAUUGACAUUAUAUUUAUUUUAAUUUCAGGAUAAAAUUUGCUUCGUUGGUUUUUACCUAAAUGCACUGUACCUUGUUAAAUUAAAAUCUGUCAGAAUAUUUGUAAUUUCAAA